AUGUCCGUCGGAGAAUUCCCCGUCAAAGGGAAGAUUGUGGUCGUCACGGGUGGCGGAUCAGGUAUCUGUCUGGCCUUUGUCAAACUCGCCGUCCAGCAUGGCGCCAAAAUCCUCAUCGGCGACCUGAAGCUCGGCCCCGAGGCCGCGGCUUUCGCGACGAGUGCGGGACCCGACGUCGUCAAGUUCGUCAAGUGCGACGUGACGGACUGGCGGGACCUGGAGAACUUGAUCGUCGCGUCUGAGAGGGAGUUUGGCGACGUCCCGGACGUCUAUGUCCCUGGUGCGGGCGUGUUCGAACCGGAAUGGUCCAACUUCUGGAACGACUCGGAACCCUCCAAGUACGCCCAGCUCGACAUCAACCUCGCCCACCCCAUCAAGCUGACCCGCCUCGCCAUCCGCGCCCUCGUCGGCCGGAACAAAAAGGGCGUCGUGUGCUGCAUCGCCAGCAUCGGCGGCCUGGACGGACAGUACGCCGCCACGCUGUACUCGGCGUGUAAGCACGGAGUUGUGGGUCUGGUCAAGAGUCUGGGGGACGCCGAUCCCGAGGAGGGCGUCAAGGUCGUGGGGAUUUGUCCUGGAGCCGUCUGGACUCCCCUCUGGACGGACCGGCCCGAGAAGAUGGAACAGUACAGCGUCGCCUCAAACCUGUCCCAGACCCCCGAAGAGGUGGCCCAAUUGAUGCUGGACCUCGUCCAGGACGCCAAAUACACCGGCGGCACCGUCCUCCGGUGUGACAAGACGCGAGCCGACGUGGUGUUCCAGGGCGUGACUGAGUCGUCGGCCGCGACGAGCGGCUUGAGGGGGAAGCUGCUCAAGGGCAGUUAUGACUUUGUGAGGCGGAUCCUCCGGGAUGAGCGAGAAGGUGGCAAGAAGAGUGCUUCGCAGCUCUAG
This is a messenger RNA of Fonsecaea nubica, 891 nucleotides long. RefSeq lists its product as hypothetical. The transcript has 4 exons. Lineage: Eukaryota; Fungi; Ascomycota; Eurotiomycetes; Chaetothyriales; Herpotrichiellaceae. Gene Ontology annotation, cellular component: cytoplasm. The record is from RefSeq and is a predicted model, not a curated record. Gene Ontology annotation, molecular function: oxidoreductase activity, acting on the CH-OH group of donors, NAD or NADP as acceptor. The coding region runs from base 1 to 891 and encodes 296 amino acids.